This is a messenger RNA of Maniola jurtina (meadow brown), 5426 nucleotides long. RefSeq names its product tumor necrosis factor, alpha-induced protein 8-like protein 2 A (gene sigmar). The transcript has 6 exons. The record is from RefSeq and is a predicted model, not a curated record. Gene Ontology annotation, biological process: regulation of apoptotic process. NCBI's taxonomy places the organism in Eukaryota, Metazoa, Arthropoda, Insecta, Lepidoptera, Nymphalidae. Gene Ontology annotation, cellular component: cytoplasm. The coding region runs from base 444 to 1019 and encodes 191 amino acids.
UUCCAGCCAGGGCUGCUCGCACAGAAAUACAUCAGUGGCUGAAGGGAAAUGUAUGAUUGAACAGCUUCAUACAUUUCAUUUCAUAUAAAGCGAAAGCUACUGACCUACGUGGGCGGUAUCAAAACAUUGCAUACGAUUCGCAUGACCACGGACUAUUUACAUUAGAAUAAAUAACAUUAACUGAAUACCAAUAAAUUGUGCAUUUUUAAUAUUAAAUACAAAUGUGGAGUGAAAGGUUCUAAGUGAAAUUUGAUAGAUACUAUAUUUUACAUUUAUUGACUGAUCUGUUUCUGUAACUUAUUGGAAAAAUGACAGCCUCUACAAUGAUUGAGCUGGAAUCCUGGAUAAUCUAUCAGUGUGUUCUCAAUGAGUGCCAUGUCUCCGGUUCAUGCGCUGCUCAUUAGGCCAGUUGUUUUAGCGACGAGUUUUUUUUAAUUUCCUUCAUGGUAGCCACUUCGAUGGAGGGCGGCGCGUGGUGCGCUCGCGACAUCUCGCUGCGCGCACAGAAGAAGUUCCUCUCGAGGGUCGGCGGCGCUGCCAGCGCUCGCUCGCUCGUCCUCGACGAACACGCGGCUAAGCUCCUAGACCAGUUCCUUACAGUGCUCCGUGAGCGUGUAGAGAAGCGCGAGGCAGAGAAGCUGGUGAAGCAUGUGAUCAAGUCGGCGGUGAAGCUGGGCGUGCUGCGGCGGCACGGCCAGCUGUCGGCGGCGGACGAGCGCGCGCUCGCGGCUUUCCGCUCCAAGUUCCACACGGUGUUAAUGGCAGUGGUUUCGUUCUGCGAGGUGGACUUCUCCUAUGAUCGUGGCUUCCUCCAAGAUGCUCUUCGCGAUUCCCACCAGUCACUGAAGUCGGUGGUAGAGAGACACUUAUCAGACAAAUCAGUCUCCAGGUUGGCAGGAGUAUUUGCACUAGCCUCAAGAGGUGAUCUCCUCGACUCCCUAUUCGCGGGACAAAUCGAUGAGAACGUCCUCAAACUCACCAGGAUGCUUCGGAAAGAACUGGACAGGGGACUGCUAUAAUCCGACAAAAUGAGAAACUAUGUGCCGUCCUACUCAAAACCCGUGCGUACCUACCAUCUUAAAUCGGUCUUCUAGGACUUGAUUUUCGUCUUACGCUUCGAUAAUGGGAUCACUUACAUCGUUAUCUUCACAAAUGAAGGUUUCAUUACAACGUCAAGGUAGAUAUUCUUGCACGUGUUUUGACAUUAGUAUCGCUUCGGGCCUGCAAUUCACUUGCACUGACGCAUUUUAUUUAUUUUGAACGCUCUCUAAACUAGAAAAUCAUGAAAAUAAACGGCUUAAAUUGGAUAAUGCGGUUAUGUUUAGACAACUGUCGAGACUGUCUUGAAUACUCAAGUAAGACGAUUUAUGUUCUCUACUUAUAUCGGCUAUACUUUAUUCUUAGGUAUUUGGAAUUAUUCUCAAAGAUACAAGACUUAUUGAAACAAACACUGUCUAUCGGCCGGUUAGGGUUUGUACCAACUUUCCGAUUUCCUUAUUUAUGAGGAAAAUAAAUUGUAUAAGGAGGAUAUUAUUAUGGCUAUUUAAAUGAUAUUGAAAGGUUUAUUGACAAACAUUAUUAAAAAGAAUGAAUAAAUGAAUUAUAAAUUAGACAAAUUAAUAACGUACAAUUUAUAAUUUAGUGUCCAAUUUUAUAUUAACAUGCGUGAAUAAAAAUGUAUGUUUAGAAUAUAUUAAGAAAACUUGCCGUACCUAUAAUAUUUGCCAGUAUCCAAAAAUGCCCACAAUUCCUGACAUAAUGUUAAUUUGAACCUUGCCCUGUUUUAGCCUGUAUUUAAUUUUAUUAUUUGUAGUUUCGAUGUAAAUAAUAUAAAUGUACCUAGUUUAAUGUGAUGACGUAUUUGUACAUUGAAUGGUUAGUGGUUUAAGGCAAUAUAUUGACCGUUACCAAAACAAUAAAUUAAUAUUACUCUAAUGAUAAGCAAUUUUAACAAUAAACUUAUUUUUAGUUAUAUUUAAGUGAUAUUUCAACUUGUUUUAAGUUUAUUUGAUUAACAUACCUACUUAGUCUGACAAUAAUAUUUUAUUUUGGAUAUAAUUAUUUAUAUCUUAAAAAAAAAAACUAAAUUUUUAUGCAUAUUUAAGUGAUAUCUUGAAUUUUGUUAAUAUGCGAAUCACGGAUGUAACCGAUUCGAUAUUAUAUGGCCGUUUUUAGGGUUCCGUUUCAAAGGCUGCCAACGGGGCCCUAUUACCUACUAAGCUCCGCUACCCGUCCGUCCGUCCGUCGGUCUGUCAGCGGGUUGUAUCUCGUGAACCGUAAUAGGCAGAGAAUCGCAAAGAUGAAAUUUCCACAGAAUGUAUUACCGCUAUAACAACAAAAUUAAUAAAAAUUUAAAAAUGGCUGCCAUGAAAAUAAAAAAAAAGUGUUUUUCUAGUAUCUACGCUGGGAAGGAACCCUUUGCAUGCGAAUCUGACCCGCACUUGACGGAUUUUUUUGUAAGCGCAACACGCGUAACAUUCUUAGGAGCCUAAGUAAAAAUCAGUCAAUAGGCACGUACCAAGGUAAAUAUUUGUUCAUUGCUGGAAUAUAAAUUGAUCGCAACAUGAUACCUAUAACCUACCUACACAAACAUGACAAAAUAAUGUUUUUUCUUACCUACUAAAUAGUAUAUAAGAAUAUUUCUGGUAUAAAUGAAUAAUUAAGUAACUACUCUAUCGUACUUAUACUGUAAAAACUUUAAAUAUAAUUCCCAGAACAAUCUAAACUUUUACAAACGUAUUAACUUCUAGCUCUUCUUAUCUUCUUCUCUACACUUAUAUUAAAAAAAAAUGACUAUUUUUCCGAAAUCUACUUUCUGUACUAAAUCACAACACAAAAUUAGAAUUUUUAAAUAAUAGAUCUACCUACGUUUAAAAAGGCGUAAGAAUUCGGACCAAAACUUUGUUAUCUAGCAUAGUUCAAGCAUAUCUAAACCGAUACCAUAUCCAUCUUUUUUAGCAAUAAACUUAAUUAAUUUUAACGAUUAUUUUUGAAAAUCUAUACAAGUAGCCACAAUUUACACGUUUGCACAAUACUUGCCACGUAAGUAGUUAAGAUGCAUUUAGACAAUCCAAUGGAUUAUAAUACAAAACAUUAAUUAAUAUGAUAAUUAAUAUCAUAGAAUCUUAUUUUUUAUAAGUAUUUAGUUCUAAACUAGUUUUACCUUCUCAAAAUACCUUUUUUUUUAACUGAAAAAUACCGUAAAACCAAGAUUACUCGAGUAAAAUUCAAAGCUAGCAUUUAAAGAUAAGUUUUUUCAGCUGUAAAAAUCUUUGUAACGUCAGCUAGAUAAUAUCAAAGAGACGUCCUGUAUAGUUGUAUUAAAAUGACAAUAUAAUUGUAUAAUGUAUAAAUAAAAGCAUUUUUAAUAUAAGCUUGAAACGUAUCGUAUCGACUCUCUACUUUGAUUCAAACUCAUUUAUUGGUGGCUGAGAAAUCACUAUGUGGAAAUUAGAUAUUAUUUUGGAUAUUCCGUCGAAGGAAUCCCGGAUUCAAUCCCGGGCACACACCUCUAACUUUUCAGAGUUAUGUGAAUAAUUAAACCUGCCUGAGAGUUCUCUAUAAUGCUCUCAAAAGUCUGUGAAGUAUUUUUAUCCGCACUUGGUCAGCGUGAUGGAUUAUGGCCUAAAACCCUUAACUCUUCUUAAUCGUGAGAGACGCGAGGCUAUGGGUUGAGAUGAUGUCUAUCUUUCCGUAUAAAUGAUGCUCUAAAUGCGAGAACCAACUCUCUCAGCUUUUUAAGCCGCCAUAAAUAUUGAAUUGAACUAUAGUGUUUCUCAUUUGAUGUUAUUAAUUAAUAGUAUUGUCUCUCUUGUAUCAGCUGAAUACUGAAUACUUUAACCUUUAAGAGCGUUUUAAAGUUUUUUGUCGUUAUUAUAUGGGGAAAUGCCAGGAACGUCAUAAUGCCACAAACGUAAGGCCUUCUAAGAUGCUUUUCAGAAUUCGGGGGUUAUAAUUUGGCUGCAUCCGCGUAAAAAUCAGUUUUAACCUUUGGUUUUAACAGAACAUCAAAAUUAAUGUCAAACCUGGUUUAACCUGUUAAAAUUAAUUAACGAUCUGCAAAAUAACAAACGUGGGCUGAAAUUAUGGCCUCAUUUACGGGAAAAAUUUAUUUUAGAUCGGGUUUCAAUAUUCAAUCUAUCUGGUAUCUGACAAUAUCGAAGUCCGUACGUAGCAACGUUGUAAUUUGUCAAAAAUCUGUAUAUUUUUUGACAAAUAGCAACGUCUGCAGAUAGAUUGAAUAUUGAAACCGGAUGCUAAUUUUUUUAAUUUUAAAUGAUUAAUUAUACGCAGAUGUUUCAGUAGUAAAAGCUAAAAUGAAAAACCGGCAUGACAAAUGACAAUUCUUACUGUAGAAUUAAGUAAAUGUGCUGAAUUUCAUGUGUUUUAAUAAUUUAUAUGUUUGAUGUGUUAGUUUAUAUGUACCCACUAUCUAAUGGAUGGUUUAGUAUAGUCAUAUCAAAUGUGUGGAAAACCAUUUUAUAAUUCAAAAUUCAACAAGGACACAUCUCUCAAAAAGUCUAAAUAAGGACAUAUCUUGAAAUAUCUCUUCUCUUUUAAGUAUUUAAAAUAAGUAAAUAGAAAUGCAAACCUAGGUUACUUCAUAUUAUGUUCCUACAUACAAUUGCUACCCAAUACCCAUAAUAUGAAUGCGAAAAAUGUGUUUGUUGGUGUAUUGGGUUGUCUUUUAACCACGUCACAACGGAUCGACGUGAUUAUUUGCAUCGGUAUAGUUAAAGCCCUGGAAAUUGACACGGGCUACUUUAUAUCCCAGAAAGUCAAAGAGUUCUCACGGGAUUUUUAAAAACCACACAAAUGAAGUCGCAGGCAUCAGCUAGUCACUUAUCAUUGUGCUUAACCACAAAAGUUUAAGUUUGCAAGACCGCGUUGGAUUCUGUGAAAUAGCGAUAGAUUUUAGAGCGGUUACGCACUCAUCCGAUCCGAGUCCUUGAAAAUACGGAUAUGAAAAACUUGGAUCGAACUCGGAUAUUGCUUACGCACUAAUCCGAUCUCUGAUCCAAAUCCAAGCUAUUCAGUGGACAUCUUUGAUAUAUCUAGGUCAUACAUCCGAUUUAAAUCCGAGAUAUUCUCAAGGAUGAAGGAAGAUGGAGCUAGUGCGUAAGCUACCAUAGUUCUAUAUGACUAAUUGGGAUCGUAAUUUAACGGAUUCGGGUUGGAUGUAAUGGCCCUUAAUUAUGUGUUAUUUUUAUGCAAUUAAAUAAUUAGGUGUAACUAUAAUCUGUGUUUAUAGCAGUUCUAUAACAUUGUUCGUUGGAUCUCACCUCUAUCUCGUUCGUACUCACGACACAAUAGCUACCUACUCGAUGGUGAAAGUUGUGUUAAUUGUAUAAUUACUUAUUUUCAAGUUUGUUAAGCUGUGUUAUAUGUACUAAGAUUUGAUAUCAAAUAUACAAUUGAGGAAUAAA